AUGCCGAAAAAGGAAAUCAACGUUAUCGAUUUCACCCCUCCGCAUCGUAUCGUGCAGAAAUCAGUAUCUCAACAUCGAAUCAUAAUCGAAAGACUUACCUGUACCAUGGCACCUCAGGAUGAGCGUUGCUGCGGUAUCGAUCGCACAAGGAAGAUAGUAGCCGAGAGGAGGGAGGCAGAGAAGGAGAGGCAGAGGGAGGCGAAGAAAAUGAGGAAACAGGAGAUGGAGAAAAAACGGGAGAGGGAGAGGGUAGAGGACUCGGGGAGAAGGGGCGAUCAGAUUGAAGUCACCCCCCCAACCAACACAAUCGACCGCAUUCAAGCUAAUGAACAGUCACCCUGUCUCUCAAAGCAAAGUGCUGGUUCUGAAGUCGAUAGAUAG
Messenger RNA from Suillus fuscotomentosus, 381 nucleotides. RefSeq lists its product as uncharacterized. Bases 1 to 381 code for a protein of 126 amino acids. The transcript has 4 exons. NCBI's taxonomy places the organism in Eukaryota, Fungi, Basidiomycota, Agaricomycetes, Boletales, Suillaceae. The record is from RefSeq and is a predicted model, not a curated record.